AUGAAUAGAGUCUUAGAUCUGGUUGUGGACUUUGAGAGAUGCCUCUGGCGAUCUCUCUUCCCGCAGCUCCAGCAGUCAGUGGCUAUGAUUCCUUGGGUGGCUGAUGCAGAGCCAGGACCAAUGCCAGCUGAUCCACAUGGAGGUUUGAAGGACUCUGAUGGUAUACUCUGGGCUGUGCCUGUUCGCCGGAGGUCAGUCGAGCGGCGAAUGAUGCGCAGAUAUGGUGCUGAGAAUUGGCCCACCGGCAGGAAGCUUUUGAGGCCCAAGGCCAACCUACUUGUCUGCAAUGCUUGUGGACAUUAUCACGAGGCUGGAAGGCUAUGUCCUAACUGUUAUGAGAGAGUUAAGGAGGAGACAAAAGAGAUCCAAAAGCGGAUGGUAGAGGAAUGGGGCCUGGACCCUGUUGACAAGGAUGUCAUUGUUCUGUAUGACAGUGAAAAACCAGACAAGUCAUCCACCCCUGAGAAACAGAGGGUGAUUGAGAUGAAGAAGAAGAGACCCACUUGGUUUUCCCAGAAUCUCUUGCAAAAAGCCAAUGCUGAACCACUGAUAGAUGCAGAGAUCAAUCCUCAUGUGGAUAAGUGGGAGAGAGAGAAGAAUUUUCCGGCUCACCAUGUCUUCAAACUGAUGGGGAAUGCAGGCCUCCUUGGCAUCUGUAAACCCAAAGGAAAAAAAAUGCUAGGAAGAGGGAGCAGGCGAUUAGUGCCCUCAGCUUGGAAUGUGGCCAAAAGGGAGUUGAAGACUGGUCAGUGGCAGCAGCAACAAGCUGCUGUAUCCUUGCAAGAUGGAUUCUACUCUGAUGAGCACAAGGCUCUUCAAGAAUCUGUCAUCAAGCUGAUAGAUGCAGAGAUCAAUCCUCAUGUGGAUAAGUGGGAGAGAGAGAAGAAUUUUCCGGCUCACCAUGUCUUCAAACUGAUGGGGAAUGCAGGCCUCCUUGGCAUCUGUAAACCCAAAGUAGCAGUGGUCAUUGAGAAUCUGACUCCCACAGAAUAUGGUGGCCUGGGUCUGGACUAUUCUUACAACAUAGCUUUCAAUGAGGCACUGGGACAUAUCAAUUGUGGGGGUAUUCCUAUGGCAGUCGCUGUCCAGACAGACGAUGCCACACCUGCCCUUGCUCGCUUUGGGAGUGACAAGUUGAAGAGGGAAUUCCUGGCUCCUGCUAUCUCGGGUGAUGUCGUGACAUGCCUGGGUGUGAGUGAACCUCACGCUGGCUCUGAUGUUGCUGCCAUCAAGACAAAAGCUGAAAGGAGUGGAGAUGACCUUAUAAUCAAUGGGACAAAGCUGUGGAUAACAAAUGGAGCUCAUGCUGAUUGGAUAUGCCUCCUUGCCAAUACCAGCCAGGGUCCCCCACACAGAAGCAAGUCUCUCAUCUGUGUCCCCAUGAAAACCAAAGGAGUGCAGGUGGUAAAAAGGCUCGAGAAGCUCGGGAUGCACUGCUCAGACACGACCCAGAUCCACUUUGAUGAUGUUCGAGUCCCUGCAGAUCACAUCAUUGGGGAUGAGGGAAUGGGCUUCAUCUAUCAGAUGCUCCAGGAGGAGAGGCUGGCUGGUGUGGCGCUGACACUCCGGCCAAUGGAGAAGUGCAUCCAUGAGACUAUCGAAUACACACGACAGCGCCGUGCCUUUGGGCGCUCCAUCUUGGACAACCAGGUCGUCCAUUUUCGCCUGGCCGAGCUCUUGACGGAGGUUGAGGCUCUCAGGGCCCUCCUUUACAGGACUGUUGACUUGUACAAGGACGGGAAUGACACGACACAGCUGGCUUCCAUGUGCAAGUUGAAGGCAGGUCGCCUGUGCCGGGAGGUUACCGACUCGUGCCUUCAGUAUUGGGGUGGGAUGGGGUUCACGGACGAGGUCCACGUGAGCCGCUUCUACCGGGACUGCCGGGUGAUGUCCAUUGGGGCUGGCGCCGAUGAGGUCAUGCUUUCCAUCAUCUCCAAGUACAUGGGAACUCUCCCUGCUCCACCCAAGACAAAGAGUUUCGCUUCAAAAUCAAACUUGGGAGUUGAAAAUGCAUCAAGUGGAGAAACCUUCACUCACAAGCAGCAGAGAAUCCAAGCAGGUCACUUGGAGACACGCCUUCUGAGUGAUCGAAUCGCAUCAAACUUUGCCAGUUCUGCACUGAUGUAUUGGAGCAACCUGAACCAGCCACUUUUUGUCAGAAAAAUGCUGACGAGAAGGAGCAGACGACUGGUGUCAUCGGCUCUCAGCGCAGCCAAGCGGGAGCUGCAGACCGGCCGCUGGCAGCGGGCCGCCGUGUCCCUGCGGGACGGAUUCUACUCCGAGGACCAUAAAGCCUUGCAGGAAUCUGUUGUCAAGCUGAUAGACGCCGAGGUGAACCCCCACGUGGACGAGUGGGAGCGCGGGAAGGACUUCCCCGCCCGGCGGCUCUUCAAGCUCCUGGGCGAUGCGGGGCUGCUCGGCAUCUGCAGGCCGGAAGAAUACGGUGGCUUGGGGCUGGACUAUUCGUACGGCGUAGCGUUCUACGAGAGUCUGGGGCACGUGAACUGCGGGGGGAUCCCCUCGGCCGUCUCCGUCCAGGCCGACCUCGCCACGGGCGUCCUUGCGCGGUUUGGAUCCGAGAAGCUGAAGAGGGCGUUCCUCGCCCCUUCCAUCUCGGGGGAUCUCAUCGGGUGCCUGGGCGUGAGCGAGCCCCAUGCUGGCUCCGAUAUCGCUGCCAUCAGGACGAGAGCGGAGAGGAGAGGAGACGACCUUACGAUCAACGGGACGAAGCUGUGGAUCACGAACGGGGCCCAUGCCGACUGGAUCUGCCUCCUGGCCAACACGGGCCAGGGUUCCCCGCACGGGAACGAGUCCUUCGUCUGUGUCCCCAUGAAAACCAAAGGGGUGGAGGUGACGAAACGGAUCGACACGCUCGGGAUGCACGCCUCGGACACGACCCAGAUCCACUUCGACGACGUUCGAGUUCCCGCUGAUCACAUCGUUGGGGAAGAGGGAAUGGGCUUCAUCUACCAGAUGAUGCUGUCUCAGGAGGAGAGGCUGGCGAGCGUGGCCCUGACGCUCCGGCCAAUGGAGAAAUGCGUCCAACAGACCGUCGAAUACACGCGACAGCGCCGAGCCUUCGGUCGCUCCAUCUUGGACAACCAGGUCGUCCACUAUCGCCUGGCCGAGCUCUCGACCGAGAUCGAGGCGCUCGGGGCCCUCCUCUACGAAACUGUUGACUUAUACAAGGAGGGGAAGGACACAAACCAGCUGGCCUCGAUGUGCAAGCUGAAGGCGGGUCGCCUGGCACGGGAGGUGACCGACUCGUGCCUCCAGUACUGGGGCGGGAUGGGGUUCACGGACGAGGUCCACGUGAGCCGCUUCUACCGGGACAUGCGGCUCAUGUCCAUCGGCGGUGGAGCCGACGAGAUCAUGCUCACCAUCAUAUGCAACCCAAUCAAGAAGAUGCUGGCGCGACGAAGCGGACGAUUCGCGUCCUCGGUCCUGAAAAUCACCGAGCGGCAGUUGCAGACCGGCCGACGGCAGCGGGCCGCCGUGUCCCUGCAGGACGGCUUCUACUCUAACGACCACAGGGCUCUGCAGGAAUCCGUCAUCAAGCUGAUAGACGCAGAGAUCAACCCGCACGUGGACAAGUGGGAGCGAGAAAAGGAUUUCCCGGCCCACCAGCUCUUCAAACGCCUGGGCGACGCAGGUCUCCUUGGCGUCUGUAAACCCAGAGAAUAUGGUGGAAUGGGGCUGGACUAUACCUACAGCGUGGCGAUGAACGAGGCCCUGGGACACAUCGACUGCGGGGGGAUCCCCAUGGCCAUCGCGGUCCAGACCGACGUCUCCACCCCCGCCCUGGCACGGUUUGGGAGCGACAAACUGAAGAGGGAAUUCCUGGCCCCUUCCAUCUCGGGCGAUUACGUCGCGUGCCUGGGCGUGAGCGAGCCGCAGGCCGGUUCGGAUGUCGCGGGGAUCCAGACGAGAGCCGAGAGGAGGGGAGACGACCUGGUGAUAAAUGGGACAAAGUUGUGGAUCACGAACGGGGCCCAUGCCGACUGGAUCUGCCUCCUGGCCGGCACCAGCCAGGGUCCCCCACAUAAGAACAAGUCCCUCAUCUGUGUCCCCAUGAAAAACAAAGGAGUGAAGGUGUCGAGGCUGAAUAAGAUCGGCAUGCACUGCUCCGACACGACCCAGAUCCACUUCGACGACGUUCGAGUCCCGGCAGAUCACAUCAUCGGGGAAGAAGGAAUGGGCUUCGUCUAUCAGAUGCUCCAGUUCCAGGAGGAGAGGCUGGCCGGCGUGGCCCUGACGCUCCGACCCAUGGAAAAAUGCAUCCGGGAGACGAUCGAGUACACGCGUCAGCGCCGCGCCUUCGGGCGCUCCAUCCUGGACAACCAGGUCGUCCACUUUCGCCUGGCCGAGCUCUCGACCGAGAUCGAGGCCCUUAGGGCCCUCCUCUACGAGACCAUUGAAGAAGAAAGAGUGAUAUCUCCUGCAGAUUCAUACAAGGAGGGGAAGGACACAACCCAGCUGGCCUCGAUGUGCAAGCUGAAGGCGGGUCGCCUGUGCCGGGAGGUGACCGACUCGUGCCUCCAGUACUGGGGCGGGAUGGGGUUCACGGACGAGGUCCACGUGAGCCGCUUCUACCGGGACAUGCGGCUCAUGUCCAUCGGCGGUGGCGCCGACGAGAUCAUGCUCGCCAUCAUAUGCAACCCAAUCGAGAAGAUGCUGGCGCGACGAAGCGGACGAUUCGCGUCCUCGGUCCUGAAAAUCGCCGAGCGGCAGUUGCAGACCGGCCGACGGCAACGGGCCGCCGCGUCCCUGCAGGACGGCUUCUACUCUGACGACCACAGGGCUCUGCAGGAAUCCGUCAUCAAG
Molecule: messenger RNA, 4824 nt
Organism: Darwinula stevensoni
Lineage: Eukaryota; Metazoa; Arthropoda; Ostracoda; Podocopida; Darwinulidae
Source: the annotation of a GenBank genome assembly